GUGGCACAUCAAAACUGCUUGUCACAAUCCCUCAUUUUCUGAUAGAACCGGCACUUUCUAAAGCGUGCUGCGUGUGUAAGAGAAAUAAGAGGCCUAGAGUUAGUCCCUGCACAUCUGAAACAAAGGGAAACAGGAAAGCCCUUUCCUCUCGCACCUGCAACACCGUCUUUACCUGGACAGGACACAAUGGCCAGUCCGGUUCGGAUCCAGACAGAUAACUCCAUUCUUCAGACACCACGUCCCGGCUUUGCAGAUACCUCGCUGGCUCUUCUUAAGCGAGAAGAUGGAAUAGUGCAGACCUCGGAGAUGGUCGACCACAAACCCUGUCUAGAUGGCUCGGACCGUGGACAUCCUGGACUCUAUCUGUCCUGCUUUGACAUGCUCUUUACAGAGGAUGCUGCGUGGCUGGUGAGAGUGUCUGAUUCCUCUACAUCUGUGGGUGCUGCUGGGCACCAAUUGGAUCUGUGUCAAGAACCAGAGCAGUGUCCUGUCAUUGACAGCCCAGGGCUGGAAUCCUCACCACUGUCUCCUACCCUGGAAGAACAGGUGGAGGAGAGAUCUUUGGAGCAGGUGCAAAGUCUGGUGGUGGGAGAAGUUCUGAAGGACAUUGAAACAGCUUGUAAACUUCUAAACAUCACACCAGAUCCAAUGGAGUGGAACUGUGAGAAUGUACAAAAGUGGUUACUAUGGACGGAGCAUCUGUACAGGCUUCCGCAGGUGGGCAAGGCCUUCCAAGACCUGAAUGGGAAAGAUUUAUGUUCCAUGAGUGAGGAAGACUUCCGACAGCGGUCGCCACAAUGCAGUGAAACCUUACAUGCACAUCUGGAUAUAUGGAAAUCAGGUGAAAUACAUAAGUCUGCCUGGAUGAAGGAAAGAUGUUCGGUUGGAGAGACCAGGAUGAGAGAACCAGGGGAGCUUUGGUCAGAAGCAGAUUCGUCGUGUUCAGGUCAGCCGAUCCACCUGUGGCAGUUCCUCAGAGAACUUCUCCUGAAACCUCACAGUUAUGGACGCUACAUCCGCUGGCUCAACAAAGAGAAAGGGAUCUUCAAAAUCGAAGAUUCGGCUCACGUCGCACGUCUCUGGGGUUUGAGGAAGAACCGGCCAGCUAUGAACUAUGACAAACUCAGCCGCUCCAUUCGGCAGUACUAUAAAAAGGGCAUCAUACGCAAGCCAGAUGUCUCUCAAAGACUUGUCUAUCAGUUUGUGCAUCCUGUAUAAAAGAGAUGAUUUCAUCCAUCCAAACCAGAGGAUGGGCACAAACUUUAUGAACUGGCAACCCCUCCUAAAUAUUCCAAUCCAUUUUGGAGACAUAGUCCUGAGUUUUGCACGACAGUGAAACCAAGAAAAAUAUAACAAGAUUUCAAUUAUUUUCUAUGCAUAUGAAUUGUUCAGUAUAAUUGCACUCUAAAAAAUACUUGUGUGCCACUUCAACACUAACAAAUGGACCUGGAUUCCUUUAAACAUGGUAUCAGUUAAUGCACUUUUACGUUCUGUUACUUCAAGAACCUACACUACCAAUCAAAAGUGUGGACACGGUUGACAGGAUUUAUGUUUCGCAAGAUAUAAAAAAUGUUUUGAUCUAAAAGAAUAUGCUUAAAUGCCUUUUUUGUUACUACAUAAUUCCCAUAAUUCCAUUUGUGUUAUUUCAUCGUUUAAUGACUUUAAUAAAAUUCUGAAAUAUGGAAAAUAGUCAUCUUAAAGAAUGAGUGGGUGUGUCCAAACUUUUGACUGGUUAAAAAUAAGAGAGAGUCAGUAAACUGUACUUCUUAAAGCAUGUUACAAAAAAAGCCAUAUCUCGCAAGAUCUGCCUGUCAACUUUAACCUGCAAAACAAACUAAUAAGGUGUGAGAUAGAAACAAAGAGCGUUUCUUUGUGGACUCAUGCACCUUUAUGUACAUUAAGAUGAGCGUACAUUGUUCUAAGCCAGCUUUCAUAGUCACAUCACCGUGAAUACUGCCAGUGUGUGCAGUGGAAAGGACUUCAGUUUGGUUUAAUCUCUGGCUUGCACCCAACAAACACCACAUUUAUUUUUUUUUGGUUUGUGAUUAAUCGUACUGCAAACCUUUCAACUCUGCCCAUGUGGACUUACAAAAGACAGUUACUUAAAUUCACUCAUAAAUUAUCGUCCACCGUUUCACACACCUCACUGCUCACAUCAUGUUUUUUUUGCUACUGAUGCAAAUGAGGGCUUACCGGCUGCCCAUGGGUUUUGUUAUAAUAGGUAUACUGUAUGUGUCACUUGUGUUGCAAAGGUUAAUUGACACACGUUUAUGUAAGAUACCAGUUGGAAAGGCAUGUAUUUUUGAAAUCUCUAUUGUAAAGUCUAAUCUAGAAGAGUGGUCUCGAGUUUGCAUUGGAACAAUCGUUCCCAUACCAAAAACAACCGUUUUCACUUUAACGUUGGCAUUACUAAAUAUUAUUCAUACUUUUGCAGUUAUGUCUUAGCUAAGAAGUAAUUUGUCAUGUACCUUAUGUUUUCUUCAGUUGUUGUUCUUGC
This is a messenger RNA of Xyrauchen texanus (razorback sucker), 2497 nucleotides long. RefSeq names its product SAM pointed domain-containing Ets transcription factor-like. Gene Ontology annotation, cellular component: nucleus. The record is from RefSeq and is a predicted model, not a curated record. Gene Ontology annotation, molecular function: DNA-binding transcription factor activity, RNA polymerase II-specific; sequence-specific DNA binding. The transcript is spliced from 6 exons. NCBI's taxonomy places the organism in Eukaryota, Metazoa, Chordata, Actinopteri, Cypriniformes, Catostomidae. Bases 187 to 1218 code for a protein of 343 amino acids. Gene Ontology annotation, biological process: cell differentiation; regulation of transcription by RNA polymerase II.